AUGGCAGACGUUCCGAUCGACUGUGACUUCCCUGUCUGGGGAUUAUUACCAAAAAAAGAAACGGGGGUUGUCUCGUUUCUAAAUAAAAAUGCCAAUUACGAUGGCAGGGAUACAGUUAUUGCUAUAUUUGAUUCCGGUGUCGACCCUGCAGCAGAAGGACUCAAGGUGACGAGUACUGGAGAGACUAAGGUUAUUGAGAGGUUCGACUGCAGUGGUUGCGGGGAUGUAGACACGACCACUACAAAAAAACUAGCAGAAGGAUGCAUUACCGGCCUAACUGGUCGCAAAUUAAAGAUACCAGAAACAUGGAAAAAUCCCACAGGAGUAUGGCGUGUGGGUGUGUUGCAUCCAUUUAGCUUAUAUCCAACUAAACUAAAGGAGCGUGUGCAGGAGCACCGUAAAGAACAUAUAUGGGAUGUAGGUUAUAAACCUGCCUUUGCUGAGGCCAACAAACAGCUACAAGACUUUGAGACUGAUGUUGUAUCUAAGAACGCCACAUUAAGUCCAGAAGAAAAACUUCAAAAAGAGGAAUUAGAAGCUAGAGUUGAAGUGUUACAAAACGCAGAGAAAAAAUACAAUGAUGUGGGACCUACAUAUGAUUGUGUUCUGUUCCAUGAUGGCUCUGUUUGGAGAGCAUGUAUCGACACGUCGGAGAGUGGGGAUCUGUCAUCAGGUCCGCUGUUGGGCGAGUUCAGCGUCACGCAGGAGCAUGCGCACCUCACUGAGCUGGACCAGAUGACCGUCAGCAUCAACGUGCAUGGCGACGGGGACACGCUCGAGGUCGUGGGCAUGUGCUCUACCCACGGAACUCACGUAGCUGCCAUCGCAGCCGGCUACUUCCCCGGCGAACCAGAACGUGAUGGCGUAGCUCCCGGAGCCAAGAUCGUUUCCCUUACGAUUGGAGAUAGCCGGUUAGGAUCUAUGGAAACUGGCACUGCACUCGUCAGGGCUUGUAUCAAGAUUAUGGAGCUUUCCAAGAAGAUGAAGAUCGAUGUUAUUAAUAUGAGCUAUGGAGAACAUGCUCAUUGGUCUAAUGCAGGGCGCAUCGGAGACAUAAUAUGUGAAGUGGUGAACCGCUACAAGGUGUCGUGGGUGGUGUCGGCCGGCAACCACGGGCCCGCGCUCUGCACCGUGGGCGCGCCGCCCGACAUCGCGCAGCCCGUGCUCAUUGGUGAGGAUACUUACUUGUCACCGCUAGCCUACUCCUUCCUUCCAGGUCGGCACGCUCUAUGGCCAGGCUCGCAUGCUUAG
Molecule: messenger RNA, 1251 nt
Organism: Arctia plantaginis
Lineage: Eukaryota; Metazoa; Arthropoda; Insecta; Lepidoptera; Erebidae
Source: the annotation of a GenBank genome assembly